GCGACCCUGCGGCAGACGUCGGGGAAGCUCAGCGACUUCCUGGUGGUUUUGGCUACUUCCUGCAUUGCCGCCUCCAUCCUUUUCGCCUAUCAGGUGGUCUCCCUGAACCAAUCCGCCUCCGGCUUCGCUUUUCUGGACAUCCUCCUCUGGACAGGGUGGCUCUACCCACCGGUGCUCCUCUUCCUCUACACCCUCUCCAGUGCGGCUGCCGUCACCGGCAAGGUGGAUCGACUCGCGCCCUUGGUGAACUCCUGGGCCUUCGACGACACGGAGGUGCUGGACGACGCGCGGCGGUACGUCGUCCAGUGGCCCGGGUGCGGAGAGCGGUUCUAG
Symbiodinium sp. CCMP2456 is the source of this 333-nucleotide messenger RNA. Lineage: Eukaryota; Dinophyceae; Suessiales; Symbiodiniaceae. The record is from the annotation of a GenBank genome assembly.